Molecule: messenger RNA, 1584 nt
Organism: Rodentolepis nana
Lineage: Eukaryota; Metazoa; Platyhelminthes; Cestoda; Cyclophyllidea; Hymenolepididae
Source: the annotation of a GenBank genome assembly
AUGGGUAAAAAGCAGCACCAGUCGGAUAAACUUUAUAUUACAAAUACUGAAUGGAAAACAUUAUAUGGUGGAAAAAAGGCUGCAGGUGGAGGAGAAUUAAAAUUUCGUCGCCUACCAUUCAACUGUUGCAGCAUUUCAUUUCAACCAUUCACUGUUCCUUAUUGUACCAAGGAUGGCGUAGUUUUUGAUCUCGAAAAUGUCCUGCCAUUCGUCAAGAAACAUGGAAUAAAUCCAGUGACAGGAAAGAAAAUGAAAGUCAGCGAACUGAUCAAGCUCAAUUUCCACAAGAAUGCAGAUGGAAAAUUUCAUUGCCCAAUAACUUUUAAGGUUUUUAAUCAAAAUACUCACAUUGUUGCGAUUAAGCCCACUGGAAAUGUCUACACAUAUGAGGCUGUAGAACGUCUCAAUAUCAAAACUAACAGCUAUCAGGAUUUACUAACAUCAGAGCCCUUUACGAAGGACGAUAUUAUUAAUAUCCAGGACCCCAAUAGUUUGGAUAAAUUUAAUAUAUCUGCCUUCUAUCACGUAAAAAAUAGUCUUCUCGAAAAGGGCGGUCCUGGAACAUCAAUUAUUCGCUUACUAAAUCCUGAAACAAAGGAAACCCUUUCUGUCCUAGAAAAGGCUGAAAUUGAGGUCCCAGAUUAUAUGUAUUCUAAUAAGUCGAACGAGCAGAACAGUUCAAAAGUUAGAGAUGCUUUUAACACAGCCCAUUACUCUACCGGAAAAGCUGCAGCUUCUCUGACUUCUACUGUAAUGGAACCAACAGUUAUGGUUGAACCAGCUAUUCUUGAGGAUGAUGUUGUCCGUUAUCGUUAUGUUAAGUCCAAAGGUUUUGUUCGACUUAUCACCUCAUUCGGGAAUUUGAAUCUUGAGUUACAUUGUGAUCUUGUGCCAAAAACUUGUGAGAAUUUCAUCAAACUUUGCGAAAGUGGUUACUAUAAUGACACGAUAUUCCAUCGGGUGAUUAGACAUUUUGUGAUUCAAGGCGGUGACCCAACGGGAACAGGCCUUGGUGGAGAUUCCGCCUGGGGAGGCUCAUUUCCGGAUGAAUUUAAAGAUAACUUGAAACAUGAUAGCCGAGGUGUACUCUCUAUGGCUAAUUCAGGACCAAAUUCGAAUAAAUCCCAAUUGCCGUGUCAUCAACUGAACAAAAAACACACAGUCUUCGGAAAAGUUGUCGGUGGAUUGGACACUUUGGAUAAAGUUGAGCUAAUUGAAACUGAUAAAGAAGAUAGACCUUUGGAGGAGGUGAAACUGCUCUCAACGCAAGUCUUUGUUAAUCCCUUCAAAGAAGUUGAUGAAAUGCUGGCUAAAGAGAGGGAAGCGUUAAAGGAAAAAGAAGCAGCAGACUUGAGGGAAAUUGAGGCUCCUAAACCGGGAAACAGACGCGAGGAAGAGGCAAUGGAGGCAGCAAAAAGAGUAAAGAAAAGAGGACAUGCGGAAUCUGUCACUCCACAAAGGACUGGUGUAGGAAAAUUUAUCUUUCUACCGGAUGAUAGCAAAGCGGAACCGGAUUUGGCAGCGGCUAAAAAGCGUCAGAAAACCGUCCUCCGCUCUACCUUAUCAGACUUCAGUGCUUGGUAA